Messenger RNA from Ostrea edulis (European flat oyster), 1014 nucleotides. Its product is annotated as AP-2 complex subunit sigma. Gene Ontology annotation, cellular component: AP-2 adaptor complex; intracellular membrane-bounded organelle; membrane coat. Gene Ontology annotation, molecular function: clathrin-cargo adaptor activity. The record is from RefSeq and is a predicted model, not a curated record. Bases 87 to 515 code for a protein of 142 amino acids. Gene Ontology annotation, biological process: intracellular protein transport; clathrin-dependent endocytosis. NCBI's taxonomy places the organism in Eukaryota, Metazoa, Mollusca, Bivalvia, Ostreida, Ostreidae. The transcript is spliced from 4 exons.
AUCAAUGAAAUUCCGCAUGCGCAUUACAUAGUAGGCGGUUUCCGGUGUUUUUGGUGAAAACGUUACACUGUGACAGGCAUAAGAAAAUGAUUCGAUUUAUUUUAAUUCAAAAUCGGGCAGGGAAGACGAGAUUAGCAAAAUGGUACAUGCAUUUUGAUGAUGAUGAAAAGCAAAAAUUAAUAGAGGAGGUGCAUGCGGUUGUAACUGUCAGAGAUGCCAAACACACCAACUUUGUGGAGUUCAGAAACUUUAAGAUUGUGUACAGACGAUAUGCUGGGCUGUAUUUCUGUAUCUGUGUGGAUGUCAGCGACAAUAACCUAAUGUACCUGGAAGCCAUCCAUAAUUUUGUAGAGGUUCUUAACGAGUACUUCCACAACGUGUGUGAACUGGAUCUGGUCUUCAAUUUCUAUAAGGUGUAUAGCGUUGUGGAUGAGAUGUUUCUUGCUGGUGAAAUACGAGAGACAAGUCAAACUAAAGUUCUAAAACAAUUACUGAUGCUCUCCUCGUUAGAAUGAUCUGAUAACAUACGCUGUGAAAGUGACACUGUUGUGACGUCAUGUACCUGAAAUGCUGAUUUAGAUUUCAUGUCUUAUGUUCACAUUCCAAAUAUAUAGAGGAAGCUUGUAACUUUGAAAGGAUUAGAACUGAAAUUAUCGAGACAGAAUAUUCAAGAAAGAGUGUGUGCUCACCGGUAAACAGUUUUGCUGAAGGCCAAACUUCUGCACUCAUCAUUUUAUUGCAUCCAUACAGGAACAUAGACAUUGUUUUAUUAAUUUUGUAGGCUGCAUAGAAUGGCAUGUUCCUUUCUGUACAGAUGUGCAGACACCAGUAUACUAAAGGCAUAAAUUUGAUAUAUAUACCUCUUGCUGGAGAAGUGUAUGCAUGUAGAUGGUAGUGUUAGAAUCAUCAGGUGAACUUUAAAAAGAACUAUGUCAUUUAGUGAGAGUGUUGUUGUGAGGUAUAUUUUCUCCCUUUAGGGAAUUGUGCAAUUAUGAAUAAAUUUUUCAAGAUGUU